UGUUCACACACGUUCACGACGUCCUGUCAUGCUGGGGCAAAAACGUGCUUUUGCCUUUCAUUUUCCAUUCUAAGAUAAUUUUAAAAUUCUCUCUUUUCUCGGCCACUGAGUAAGCUAGAUAUUUAAAUGUGGUGUCAAAUGUUCUCUUAUGGGAUAACUUCUCACCAUGGGAGAGAGUUUGGAUUCAAAGCCUAAGCCUAUAGAAAUUGAAACAACUGCUGCUAACCUUGAAGAAAAAUCAUCUCAUUCUGACAAUUUGGACUACUUAAUUAAUGUAGUCUAUGCACCGUUUAUUAAAAAACAUGUUAAAGUCAAGAAUUUGCUGUCGUACAUGCCUGAGUAUAUGAAGGUGAUUGGACCACAGAUCUAUAACUCAAGCAGUGCUGAGAUGAGUACAGAAAUAUUUUUUAAUCAUCUCAAGGCUGUGAAUGAUGUUGGCAAAUAUCAGGCUUUCAAAGAUGCCUUACACAGUGCUAAUUAUGAGGUCAUUGUUAAAGUCCUUGAGGGUGAAAAAAUUGAAGAUGAUUCUGAGCAUAAAGAGUUGAUGCAACUUUUUGAAAGCACCAUCAUUGAUAGCAUUGAUCCUAGUGCCCUUGCACAACGACUGCUGGAGCGUGAUGUCAUCGACCCUUCAGAAAGGGAAUACAUAGAGAACUUACAAACAAAACAGUGCGCAGCAGAUGCAGCUUUCUAUUUGUUAGACUGUGUUCCCAGGCGAAAAGAUGGCUGGUUUAAAAUAUUUCUAGAAGUUCUAGAUCAAUUAGAACACAAGGAUCUUGUCAAGAUUUUGGAUGAAAAGUUUUAUCAACAGAGCGGCGAUUUUCAGCCGGGAGAACUAAGUUUACAAGUGGACACUGAAAUGACCAAUGAGAUGGCCAGCGAUACGACCCAUGAAACGUGCAAUGAAAUUACACAGCAGACGAGUGAGAUGACCGUUGAAAGGUCCAGAUAUGAAGCAACAGUUGGUGGAGGAUCCGGGUCUGAUGAGAUUUGCAGCAUUAGCAUUUUCAUGCAACAAGUGUUACGCAGUUUAAACAGUUUACAAGAGCAAGUUAACAGGAUUGAAACCAAUCUCUGUGAUCUACAUGUUAAACUUGAUAGUUUGAACAAAAUUGAUCCUUAAAUUUUACGGAGAUUCUAAA
This is a messenger RNA of Physella acuta, 1142 nucleotides long. RefSeq lists its product as uncharacterized. The record is from RefSeq and is a predicted model, not a curated record. Lineage: Eukaryota; Metazoa; Mollusca; Gastropoda; Physidae. Gene Ontology annotation, biological process: regulation of apoptotic process.